AUGGCUCCGACGUUUCGUAUUCAUAUAGCAUGGGCCGCUUUCAUCGAUCUCCCGACUGUCCCACCAUCUCCCUCUGCUCAACGUGAUCUCAUGGUAUCCUUUCUCAUCUGCUUCAUACUCUACGCUGUCUUCUCCAAGCACGCCGUUCGGCAUCUACCCUUACCUCCUGGUCCGAGAACAUCAUGGUUUGGUUCUGUUGAGUUACCUAAAACCUAUCCGUGGAUAACCUAUGCCCAGUGGAGGAAGACAUAUGGUGAUCUCGUCUAUAUCUACGUCUUCGGCAAUCCCGUCGUGGUUCUGAACUCGGCUCGAGUGGUCAACGAUCUCCUCGAGAAACGGAGCAGUAUUUAUUCCUCCAGACCAUUUCGAUCAAUGGUAACCCAACUUAUGGGCUGGGACUGGCUUUUCUCCACAAUACCUUAUGGACCAUGGUGGAAGAAGCAUCGGGCUAUGUUCCACCAACAUUUCAACGCAGCCAAUACUUCUACGUAUCACCCUGUCAUGCUGAGAGAAACACGUGUCCUCCUUCGCAACCUUACUGACUCCCCCGACAACCUGGAUCAUCACAUACGAAGGAAUGCUGCCGCAAUCGUGUUGAGUGUGGCGUACGGGCAUCAGGUAGCACCUGAGGGAGAUCCGUAUGUUCUGUUGGCGGACCAGGCAAUGAAUACUCUCGGAUUAGCUGGCAUCUUCGGAACAUACCUUGUAGACUACAUACCUCCCCUGCGAUUCAUUCCUGCAUGGAUGCCUGGUGCAGGAUUUAAGCGACAGGCCUUGGAAUGGCGCAAGCUGAACCAGGCCAUGCUCAAUGCACCUUUCAAGAUGGUCAAGGAGCGAAUGGCUUCGGGAAACGCGAUACCAUGCAUAACUGCUGCCGCUGUGGAAGAGUGGCUUCAGUCCGGACGUGAUCCUGAGCAAGAGAAGGUUAUCAAGGGUGUUGCUGCUACCUCGUAUGCUGCCGGCGCUGACACCACUGUUUCUGCUGUUCUAUCAUUCUUCCUGGCGAUGACAGUCUAUCCCGAGGUCCUCGAAAGAGCACAAGCAGAGAUAGACAAAGUCGUAGGCCGAGAUCGUUUACCCGAUUUCUCUGACAGGGACUCCCUUCCUUACAUCGAUUGGAUAGUCUGGGAGUGUCUUCGAUGGAAUCCAGUCACGCCCUUGGGAAUAGCACACAGCUUGACAGAAGACGACGUGUACGAGGGCAAAUUGAUCCCCAAGGAUACCACCGUCAUUCCUAACACCUGGGCGAUCCUUCACGACGAAGCAACAUAUCCUGAACCGUACAGAUUUUUCCCUGAAAGAUACGCUGACAACUUGAAGAACACUGAACUCGGCAUCAAUGAGCCACCUCUGGCUGCCUUCGGAUAUGGUCGACGGAUAUGCCCAGGUCGCUGGCUUGCUACUGACUCUGUCUGGAUUGCUGUCGCCACUGUCGCGGCGGCCUUCAACAUUGCUAAGGCCCUCGAUGAGAAGGGGGUUCCGAUUGAACCGGAAGUAGAAUACACUUCUACACUACUCAGUCAUCCGAAGCAUUUCCAGUGCAGCAUCGUCCAGCGCUCCGAUGCUGCUGCCGCGCUGAUUGCGCAAACCUCAGACGAAUGA
Sparassis crispa is the source of this 1602-nucleotide messenger RNA. RefSeq names its product Multifunctional cytochrome P450 monooxygenase af510. Gene Ontology annotation, molecular function: iron ion binding; heme binding; monooxygenase activity. The record is from RefSeq and is a predicted model, not a curated record. The coding region runs from base 1 to 1602 and encodes 533 amino acids. NCBI's taxonomy places the organism in Eukaryota, Fungi, Basidiomycota, Agaricomycetes, Polyporales, Sparassidaceae. The transcript has 14 exons.